AUGUGCUACCAAGACGCUGUAAGACACUAUGCCGAAGCAGUACAGUCUUACGGUCGUAUAAAAGCCUGGAAUCCGGAUUACCAAGCUUUCAUGGACGCAAUGCACGAUUGCCUGCUAGAUGAGGGCAUUCCUAAGGAGCUACUCGUGCAUCUAGAGCAGGUACUAGUCAGGCUUUGUGACGAGCAGUUCUGGGGAAACAAUGAUGUUGGCAAGGAACCGGUAUCACAAGAGCAAGUCCAGCAGUUUCUUGCAACGCAAUCUCUUCCAACGUACGCCGAAGCCGACAAGCCCGAGCCCAAAGGAGACAGCCCGAGACAAGCUUGGGCACGGUACAUAGAAGCAGAGUUGGAAGACCGGAGAAACAACCCGCCUAGGGGUAGGAUCCUGAUAAGACCAGGAGAAAGCGACUCGGACAGAUUGGACGGAGACAUUUCGACCGAGGACGACAUGUCUGGAGUCGAAGACGAUGUGCCCGAGGACGACAUCUCUGAAGACGGUAUGCCUGGAGUCCAUGCCGCUGAGGAUGACAUACCCGAGGACGAGAUGAAUGUGUACGAGGAGCUUCCGCCAGAUCCGCGUAUAUUCGCGAAUUACCUGAAAGAGAAGAGGUCACUCGCCCUCAAGAAGCACCAAGAAUACAUCGCCAAGGGAUGGGCCCUGGUUCGAUGGGUUGACAAAGAGAUCGCACAAGGCAGAGAACAUCCCGUGGGAGACGUCAAAGGCGAAUGGGCUCUCUACUCCGAUGUGCACCAUCAGAUGCAGCAAGACAACUGUGAAGACAUCACGGACAUGGAAACCAAGAACCUACACCUCCAACGCGGGAAGCUUUUGAUACGAGAUUGCGUUGGCGAACCUGGGUAUGAGCUGGUGUUCAAAAUGCCUUAUCCUUCCGAAACGCCGGGCCUGAACUUUAACAUACCAAAGAUUAGUGUUCCUUCUACAGUCGCUUUAGAAGAGACCUUGUAUUACAAUAAGCCGGGGAUUCCCGAGCGAUGCCUUCGAUUCCUGGGAAACGGUUAUCUCUGUCUCAGCAUACCUGCAUGUUUGGUCGGAGGCGAGGGCGAAAAGCCCAUCGCUUUCUUUGCUGUCUCACGCACGAAGGACAGGCAUACCCGCGAAAUGGAGUGGGCGAAAGUGGAUGAUCGAUGGGAGUACCAAGGGUCUUACACAGAGGGCGACUCCGACCCUGAAGAGUUUUUCUGUUCUGCCGAGCAUAUGGGGGAAAAGUGUCCCAUUGAGGACUGCCCGAAGCAUGAUUUGGAAUUGAGGGCGCAGCUUGAGGAGCGAAACCGAAUGGCCUGUAUCGAUCCUGGACCUCGGAGAGUCUACCAGAGCCCGGGUUGGAUAGCUCUUUUCGGCACAAGGACGGGGUUUGAGUAG
This is a messenger RNA of Alternaria novae-zelandiae, 1380 nucleotides long. RefSeq lists its product as uncharacterized. Bases 1 to 1380 code for a protein of 459 amino acids. Lineage: Eukaryota; Fungi; Ascomycota; Dothideomycetes; Pleosporales; Pleosporaceae. The transcript has a single exon. The record is from RefSeq and is a predicted model, not a curated record.